UACUGUAUGAAUUUGCAAUUCAGGUAUGGUGAUAAAUAGUUGUACGAUAUCCAUAAGAUAAGUACAUAUAGAAGCUUUCACUUGGAUGAAACAGAGUCCAGGAUCGAACUGUGACGAUAUGAUGAAAUUAAUUUUCGUUCAUAAUGUUGAGCCUCUGGUUCAUCUUACCAAAAAUAUUUGGAAAUUUCUGAUCCUUGGACCUAAAUAGUAAGAAUUGUUUAGUUCUUAUAUUCAGCUAUAUUGAACUGUGAAUUCCGGUUAGCUGCUUAUUAACAUUCUAAAUGUUACGCUUGUGCUACUAUGCAAAAUUCUAUAGUUUGACAGGGAUAUUAUCUUUUGAAAAUAUUUUGGCACUGGAUUUUAGUGUAUUAGUUUUCCAGCAAUGUUGAUGCAUUUGCAAGACCAUGUGUCACGGAUCAGGUCAAUCAUAGAUGUGCUUCUGGUUUUUCAUACAUGGUCUACCCUGGGGCUGUUCAUUCAAGGUUUGAGCAUUCACUUGGGGUGUAUUGGCUGGCUAGUGAAGCUAUCAACAGACUGAAAACCUAUCAAGGCUUGGAGCUUGAUAUUGAUCAUUUUGACACACAAACUGUAAAACUUGCUGGUCUACUGCAUGAUCUGGGUCAUGGACCAUUUAGCCACACGUUUGAGCGUGAAUUUCUUCCACGGGUUUGUAAUGGCCAGAAAUGGUCUCAUGAAGAAAUGUCUCUGAAGAUGAUAGACCAUGUUGUAGAUGAGCACAACAUUGAUAUUGAUUCUGAAAGUCUCAAGAGAGUGAAGGAGAUGAUAAUUGCCUCUGAGAAUGGUACAUCCAAAAGCUUCAAAGAAAAGCUUUUCUUGUAUGACAUUGUUGCUAAUGGACGCAAUGGAAUUGAUGUUGACAAAUUUGAUUACAUUGUUCGAGAUUCCAGGGCUUGUGGUCUUGGGUGCAAUUUUCAGUUUCAGAGAGUGUUGGAAACCAUGCGAGUAAUAGAUGAUGAGAUAUGCUACCGUGCUAAGGAGUAUCUUACUAUCCAAAAGUUAUUUGCUGCUCGGGCAGAUUUGCAUCGCAUGGUCUAUAUGCAUGCAAAAGUAAAGGCAAUAGAAAUGAUGUUUGUUGACGCCAUGACGAAAGCUAAUGAUGUUCUUUGUAUUUCAUCCUACAUUGAUGAACCAGCCGAAUACUGGAAGUUAGAUGACACAAUUCUAAAAGCAAUUGAAACUUCUUCCAGUCAAGAUCUCAAGGAAUCCAGAGACCUGAUCCUACGCAUACGGAGAAGGGAGCUUUACCAGUUUUGCAAUGAGUUUGCAGUUCCAAAGGACAAGCUCGAGUACUUCAAAAAUGUCACUCCUCAAGAUAUAGUUUGUUCACAGAACUCGAGUCAUCCUAUACUGCAUGAGGAAGAUAUUGUAGUGAGUAAUGUGAAAAUUGAUCUGACUCGUGGAAGGAAUAAUCCGCUUGAGAGCAUCAGCUUUUUCAAGGAUUAUGAGAGCAAUGAGAAAUUUAAUAUAAAAGAUGAUCUGGUCAGCCACUUGCUUCCAACAUCUUAUCAAGACAUGAUUGUGAGAGUUUACUCGAAGAAGCCUCACCUGGUGGAAGCUGUGUCCGAGGCCUUCGAGAAUUUCCAGCUGAAGAUCUAUGGGAAGAAAGCUCAAGUUCAUGCAACACCUGAGAAGAAAAAGAGGAAGCGAUUGAGGCACAUCUGUGGAGGUGGUGUCUAAAAUGCUCACCUCAAUCUCACCUCGGAUGUGCAAAUGGUAUUAGCUGAGGGAGGUGUGUGGAUAUAAACUUAAAAACGCUUGUGACUGUAAUUAGAGAUUUGCAUAUCAUACUUCCACAAACAGGCUUUACUUUUACCCUCCUCCGUCUAUCUACUAAACAAAACGCUGGUAGUAUAUGUAUUUUCUAUGA
Molecule: messenger RNA, 1888 nt
Organism: Sesamum indicum (sesame)
Lineage: Eukaryota; Viridiplantae; Streptophyta; Magnoliopsida; Lamiales; Pedaliaceae
Biological process (GO): dGTP catabolic process
Cellular component (GO): nucleus
Molecular function (GO): dGTPase activity
Source: RefSeq, a predicted model, not a curated record